Molecule: messenger RNA, 1155 nt
Organism: Diachasma alloeum
Lineage: Eukaryota; Metazoa; Arthropoda; Insecta; Hymenoptera; Braconidae
Exons: 4
Coding region: 273-728 (151 amino acids)
Source: RefSeq, a predicted model, not a curated record
UAUAGUGGAACUUGCAAUUAAAUACCGUAUGCAUUGUUUUCGCGGAUUGGAGUGUUGCAUCGAGAUUGAAUGCAAAGGGCAUUGGAAUGUAUUCGUGGGGAUGACUUUGUGGUGAAUUUCGAAAGAGUUUUUGAUUAUUUAUACUGCGGAGGACUGGACUGGAAUACAUUUUUGGGGAGGGAGUGCCGGAGGGAUUUGGAAAGAUUAUAUUUAUUUGAGAGGAGAAAAUCAUUCAGAGGAGAACAUUCAGUGAAGUUUUAACGAAAGAGCUCAUGAAGCAGAAAAUUAUGAAGAGAAAGUGCACGAGUUAUACAUCGAGAUUUUGGAUACUUGCCCUUGUCUCACUCACGACGAUACACAACGUUUGGACUGCACCUCAGCCACUAUCUGCCAUGUACUAUUCUGAUAAUUCUGUGGAAGACAGUGAGAAUCUUCUACUGCUGCAAAGGCUAAAGCAAGUUGCGGCCUUGAAACACGAGAUUCUCGAGGAGGAACGUGAGUUGACGGAGGCAGAACUCGAAGUACAGGCGAUUAUCGAGGCGAAACUGAGGAACCAGAGGAUCCUCCAACCCAUCGAGAGUGAGUCCUCCAACGAGGAGGCGGAGAUGUUGCCUAUUCCCAGUGCGGUUGUGCAUCAUGCACCAGUGGGACACACCGGGAAACGGACUAGCUACAUGGGCCUAUGUCAUUUUAAAAUCUGCAACAUGGGACGCAAACGGCAAUUAUGAACCGCCACGAACCAGCGAUUCCAACUUCUUACUGGAGUUUUCAAACUGUCACCGCCUCAAACAAAUAUGUUUUUGUUCCAUCGAUCGCUAAUGAAAAUUUAAUCUCCGAAAUACUUCACCGUUACUGCUUUAUUUUUGUACUGAAAUAGUGUUGGUUAUAUAGUAGGGAGUGCGUGAACCGAGGCAUGUUCACUUUUAGUAUUUAACAGUAUCUCGUCUUACUAGUUUAUCCAUUCACGUACAAAAAAUUUUAUAGCAAAACCUGGGGAAUUCUGUAGGAAAUUCUCCUAAAUUUCUAUUAAAUUUUUUAUUAGUUUUUGGGCAAUUUUAUUGAGGACUUCAGCAGCUUAUCGGAAAAUAUUCUAUAGAAAUCAAUAGAAUUCGAUUUUUAUAUGCAAUUUAUUCUAUAGAAAUAUUUUCUAUAGAA